Molecule: messenger RNA, 2228 nt
Organism: Zonotrichia leucophrys gambelii
Lineage: Eukaryota; Metazoa; Chordata; Aves; Passeriformes; Passerellidae
Gene: AQP9
Product: aquaporin 9
Exons: 7
Coding region: 173-1039 (288 amino acids)
Biological process (GO): water transport; glycerol transmembrane transport
Cellular component (GO): plasma membrane; basolateral plasma membrane
Molecular function (GO): water channel activity; urea transmembrane transporter activity; glycerol channel activity
Source: RefSeq, a predicted model, not a curated record
AUUAGACACUGAAAUGUCUCAGAAGUUAAGGGCUUUUGUGUACAGGGUACAGUAGAGCAUUCUCCCAAGCAUUUGCUCUCUUUACAACUUCCCCUUGAAAAAUUCUUUGACAACCAAUAGUAGCAUGGUUUAAAUCUCAAUCAAGGGCACCAGAGCAAUAGAGGAAGCCAAAAUGAGCCGGAAAAACAACAGGAGUUUAAAGGAGAAAUUUUCCUUGAAGAACAGCCUGGUUAAAGAAGCCCUCUCAGAGUUCCUGGGAACUUUUAUAAUGAUAGCUCUGGGCUGUGGGUGUGUGGGCCAGGCCGUGCUGAGCCGCGGAGUGCAUGGAGGGCCCAUGACGGUGUCGGUGGGCUUUGCCAUGGCAGUCACCAUAGCAGUGUACGUGUCCGGGGGCGUUUCUGGUGGUCACAUAAACCCAGCUGUUUCAUUAGCCAUGUGCGUGACUGGAAGAUUAAAAUGGACCAAAUUACCAAUUUACAUAUUAGCACAAUUCCUGGGAGCAUUCGUUGGAGCAGCGGCUGUCUUUGGGAUUUAUUACAAUGCCUUUAUGGAGUACAGCGAUGGAAAACUUGAAGUCACAGGACCAAAUGCAACAGCACAGAUCUUUGCAACAUAUCCAGCUCCCUAUCUGUCCCUUGUAAAUGGAUUUGCAGAUCAGGUGAUGUCAACAGCUGUUCUUCUUCUGGCUGUAUUUGCUAUUUUGGACACCAAAAAUAAGAGUGUUCCCAAGGGCCUGGAGCCAAUUGCAAUAGGACUUCUUAUAAUUGUUCUUACUUGCUCCUUGGGAAUGAACAGUGGCUGUGCCAUGAACCCAGCCAGGGAUCUUGGCCCAAGGCUCUUCACAGCCGUUGCAGGAUGGGGGAUGGAAGUAUUCACGGCUGGUAAUAAUUGGUGGUGGGUUCCUGUAGUUGCACCUCUGCUGGGAGGUGUACUUGGAGCAAUGACCUAUGUCAUUUUUAUUGAACUUCAUCACUCAGAUCCUCAGCCAGGAGAAGAAAAUGAUGUGCACACUAAAUAUGAAUUGACCAAUAUGGCGUAAGAAGAGAAGAAUUUUCUGUCAUUGUGUUGUGCAGUUUUUAUGCAAAUGGUUGUUUGGACCACUGUAUGAAAUCCAUUUGUCUCAAUUAGAAACUCACCUUUCAAAACAGACAUUCUGUACAGAAGUUCACAACUGAAGUCUUUCCACGAAACAUUGGGCUGAUCAUAUUCAAAACUGCUGUCUUGAGUAUGGGAAGGCUAAAUUGUCCUUUCCAUAUGGCUUUUAGGUCAAGUUUUCCUAGAUACAAUUGUGGUGAGAUGAUGCACUGGUCUGUUACUUCAACUCAUAUGAUCUUAAUCAUGCUGUCUAAUGAACUGAAAAUAGUUGAGAUUGAUAAAAAAACUGCAUGCAUAGCUAGUUAAUGAGUUCAGUGCUGAAUUAAUGUGCAAGAGCAUCACUCACUUCUUAAGAGAGUGGCUUAUCUAAACAUUUAAAACAAUUCUCAAAUUGGCUAAAUGCCAAUUGAAACAGUUUAAAAUAACUUUACUAAAGUUUAUGGAGCCACUACUGAUCAGCUAGAAAUCAACUCCUCAGUGAUUAGGUUUAGUAAUUCACAAUAUGAUCACAAAAGAUAAAAACUGCUUGUUGUAAGAUCAGCACCAAAGAGACAAAGGGUAACUUCUGCACAGGGUCUUCAUAGCAUUAAUGCUUAGUUAUUUUUAGAUUAUUUACUUGGCCUUUAUGCUACCCAAUAUUAAAAGCCUUAUGUAGAAUACUAAUCUGCAUCUCUUCCGCUGUGCUUUCUGGAUACAAUUCAUUCCUGUGGAGAUGGCCCAGCAAGGGGCUGAUGCUGUGCAGAGGUCAGCACAAAGCCUAGGUCUGUAUAACCUUUAAGGUGUCCUGCUGCUGCUGAUUUAUAUAGGUGGAUUUCAUCUGCAUUGUGGGACCAAUUUUUAAUGUGGGAGCAGUAAUUAAAAUUAGAACCUGGUCUCAGAGCUAGUCCUAAAUCUGAAUUCCCCAAGGAAGGUCAGAUCCACAUCAGAGUUCUGAUGUGUGGUUAUCUCUCACUAAAGAGAAACUGUUGCACAUAUACCCCUUCCUAAAUAUCCAGCCUUGAAAAUGAAAUUAUUUCUGCUUAAUCACUGUGAAUUGAAUGUAUUCAGUUAAAGCAAAGUUUAUUUCUAUUAUGUAUACAUCUGUCCAUGCUUGGUAGUGGUGAUCAUGAAUAAACAGACAUCUGAUUCAGCAA